GGUUGGCGAGAAAGUUGCAUUUUCUUUUUUUGGCGCGCUUCGAUUGAGCAAAAGCAUUUUCAUAUAUUCUUUUCUUGUUUAUACUCUGGACUCUGUUUGGAAGCCAAUUGAUGAAUGGUUGAGUAGUUCUGUAAUUUGGUUCUGGAUACAUAUAUAUUAGAGCUUCAUGGACAAGGAUCUAUGGGGUCCUCCUGACAAUCCAGAAAGCAAUUCUUCUAUGCAACCUGAAUGGGAGUGUGACUUUUGCUUUGGUUGUGGGUUUGAUGAGAUUGAAGAGGAUGCUUUGAAUGAGAGAUACUGCAUACGAGUGUUGAGGAUCUUGAUAAGAAAAGCAGAUACUGAAAUCGAUAAACUUGAACAAGAUUUGAUAUCCUUGCAAAGUGAAUUGGCCUGGGUAGAAAAUGAGGAGUGGUCCCAAAUAUGCUCUAAUGCUUUGAAAGAAAAGAUAAGUUGCCUUGACAUUUCGGUUAAGAGUUUGAGGAAUAAGGACAAGAAUGAUGUUGAGGUUCACUUAUUGAUGCAUACACAACCGGUUGAAACACUACAUGAAAUAUUGAACGCUUUACUCGUCAAUUACUUCUACAAGAAAGAUGAGCAGCCUAAGGAAGUUAAGGAUGCUACUAUCUUAAACUCAAGUUCUGUUGUUCCAAGAGAAACAAUCAACAUUGUGGAUGAGAACAAAACAUUGGGUGAUUAUAGCUCAGAAUUUAUUAUGAGGGAAGAAAUGAGGAAAUCAAGCUCUACAACAGAACAUGCUGCAAUUUUAAAUCCAUGUUUGAAGCUUGAAGAGAAGAAAACUAACAAUCCUAAAACUGUUAAGCCUGCAAAUGCUGGUGUCAAAGAUUCCAACUCUCAUUCAAUGAAAUUGGCAGCUGGUCAAUCUGAUGAGAUAUUAUCAAGCUACUAUGGUCCAAAAAAUACAAGGAAGGGUGAAAGUAGAGAACAUGGUUUUAAUCCAAAAGGCAGUAGAAUUAUAAAAAUUUCAUCCUCAAAGUCCGCAGAUGAGGGGAGAUGCUAUGUCGAAAUGACUAAACUUCAGUCUACAAAUGUUGGUGUUAGCAAUUCCAUUUCCGGUGCUUCAGGACAUCCAGUUGGCAAUUCUUCUAAGAAGAAAAAAUUGAGCAAUUCAGAUUCAAUAAUUGUAAGUGAGGAGGUUGAAGAACAUAAUUCUAUCUCUACAGAUGAUGUAAUCUUAGGCUCAUCCCUGAAGUCUGUGGUGAAGAAAACAGAUCCUAGUAAAAUGGUCAAGUUUGCAGGUACUGUUGUAAAAAAUGUAAGUGCAAAAGAAUUGAGAUGUGCAACUGGCCUUCAUGGGAGAAUAGGAAAUGCUGAUUCUGGAUUAGGCACUUGUAGUAACCCUGACAUAGAGCAAAAACUCUCUGAUUUGUCUCUGAAAGCUGCAUGCAAGCAGACCAUGAAAGAAUUAAAGGUUGCUGGGGCUGAGAUUGUGGAUUCUCCACUAAAGACACAGGGAAAGGAGAAAAAUCCUCCACAAAUUGUGAAGGUUGUUGAAGCUGCUCUGACUGAGACGGAAAAUUGUGCCUUGACCUCACUUUUAGAGCUGCAGGAUAAGAAAGGGACAAAUGCAAUCAAGUUGCUGCCUAAAGAGGAAGGUGAAGAUAUGCUUGAAUUUAAAAUGAGUGAAAUUGGUGCAGAUGAGAAAAAAUUCAACUUGGACUUAUCCCACGAUUUUCAGGAAAAAAGGGCCAAGAAGAUUAUCAAGCAGGAUGCACCAAUUAUACAAGAAAUUGGUUUUACUACUAUGGCAGUUGAUUCAAGUUCAUCUUUUGUUUCUGAAGGCAAGAAGCAACAAAAAUCUGGGUUGGGUCCACUGAAUGCCAGUUUAAAUGAGCAUCAAAAGACCACAAAGAUAGUACUUCAGCUUGGUGAGUGUGAAUCGAAAGAGAAUAGUGCUUAUCCUGUUGACAGUCCAAAUUCAGUUUCACAGCCACAGAAUAAAAGGAAGAGGAAUACAAAUUUUCCAAUCAUUGCAGAGGCUAAAGAUUUUACUGUUCAAAUGGACUUCUCUGAUUCACAAAGAGACACUACUGACGGUUUAAAUAAGGAUGACCAGUCAGUCGCUGAGUCCUGCUUAAUUCAUGAUUCCAGCUCAGUGACUGUGGCUUCAAUGCCUUCAGCUUCAAUCUUGGAGAAAAUGAAAUUACCUGAACUGCGGGACAUUGCAAAGAGAUACAAACUAAGAAAGUAUUAUAAGCUCCCAAAGAAAGAACUCCUUCAACAAUUAGCCAGCAAAAUUGACAAUUGCUAAACCUCCAGGUCAGUGUACAGAGUGCUGCCAUUUUCUCCUGUUUCCCUCCUUUUUCUGGGUAAUUUUUUUAGCUUUUGUCUUUUACCAUGCAUUGAUGUGCUAGGAAAUUUGGAUCACUCCAUCAGUCUACACUAAUAUCUAAUAAUCGAAGGCACAUCUUCAAAUCCCCAAUGUUUAGUGAGGUGUCUUUGUAAUACAGAUGCACACAAGCACAUAGAUGCACAUGCACAUGACAGGAGAGAGAAAGGGAGAGAAUGAGAUAUUAGUAUUAGCCUUUUAGGGCAAAGAGGUAAAGUCUUUCCAUUAUUCCUACAAAUGACCCUUGUCACACUAAUGAUGUUGAAGAAAUGCAGGUUAUAGGGAUCAAAUGAGCAAUUCAAUCCUCAUAGGAUAUAUGUGCUAGAAGUCUGUACAUGAACUUCCUCUCCUUAUAGAGAAAAGUAAAGUUCUAAAUGACCUUGUAUGUCCUGAAUGUAAGUAUAUGAACUGAUCACAAGUGAGUUGUAAUUCUCUAAACGUCUCUCACUGGGGUGUUAUUUCUUUCAAUAUAUUUCCUUUGUUAA
This is a messenger RNA of Hevea brasiliensis (rubber tree), 2832 nucleotides long. RefSeq lists its product as uncharacterized. The transcript is spliced from 8 exons. Bases 167 to 2269 code for a protein of 700 amino acids. The record is from RefSeq and is a predicted model, not a curated record. NCBI's taxonomy places the organism in Eukaryota, Viridiplantae, Streptophyta, Magnoliopsida, Malpighiales, Euphorbiaceae.